This is a messenger RNA of Prunus armeniaca (apricot), 1236 nucleotides long. The record is from the annotation of a GenBank genome assembly. NCBI's taxonomy places the organism in Eukaryota, Viridiplantae, Streptophyta, Magnoliopsida, Rosales, Rosaceae.
AUGAGUUGGGAACUUCGUCCCAAAGGAUAUGGAGAACCUUUCUACGGGGAUGAGGCAGGAUUUUCUAUUCAGAUGUACCACAAUGGUGAAAUAAGAGGUAACUAUUAUGUGAAUGGAAUGUCAACGACUAAGAUAGAUGCCAUGGUAAAGGAGUUUGGGCACGAAGGUUUGAUUAACUACUGGUACAGUAUUCUAGGUGAUAAUUUUGAUAGUGGCCUAGUUAAGCUAAGUGAGGAUGCAGAAUUUGUGUCAGACACUAGGUUGAUAAAUAUAUUCCUAGAACAUGUCUUGACAUGCAGUCAAGAGCAGUUUUACAGUCAAGUGGCUUCAAACAUAUUUAUAAAUUUGGAUGAUGAUUUUGGGGCCAACAUUAGGGUAGUGAUUGAAGAGCUUGAUGACAAUUAUGGUGCCAUUGUUCCAGUGGGGUUGAAUCAAGUAGGGUUGACUGAUGAAGCUUCUAAACAAGGCAAAGAAUCUGCCACUGUGAAUAACGAGGAGAAUUCUGACGAGGGCCAAGAAAAGCCAAAUAAGGGUUGUUUUGAUAAAGGCAAAGGCAAGGAUAAAGACAUGUCACAUAGGGCAAAGUGUGCUUUUGGUGCAAAUAGAUGCGGCAGUUUGAGGAGGACAAAGAAUGUUCACCACAAAGACAAAGUUGUUGAAGGAAGCGUUGAUGUCGUCAAGACCGAGUCCAAAAGACAUUCUAUGAUGUUGAGAAGUGGAAGAAGAUUUGCAAAUGUUGCAGACUUUGAAGAUGAAGAUGAUGAUGCUUCUAAUAGUGAAGAUUCAGAUUAUAUGAUUCACAAGAACUUUAGUGAAGAUGAAGAUGAAGAUGAUGUUUUUUUUAUUUUUUAUGAAUGGGUGGAUGACCGAAUUGAAUGGACAAGGGUUAAACAAACUAAGAAUGAGGCUGCUCCUGAUUGGCCUACAGACUUUGAAUUAGAUUCUGAAAAUUGUGAGUGCAAGGAUUAUGCCAAGUAUAAUUAUGACAAGGAACUUGAUAAGAAUUGGCCAAAGUUCAAUGCUGCAGCUGACAUGGAAGAUCCAAAGUUUGAGAUUGGCAUGUUGUUUACUGAUUGUAAGGUGUUUAGGGCUGCUGUCAGAGAAUACUCCAUCUUGCAGAAUAGGGAUGUUGUGUUUAUUAGGAAUGAGGCUUUGAAGCUGAAGGCAGUUUGUGGGGACUCAGAUUGUGGGUGGAUGAUAUAUGCUUCAAAAAUGCAACAUGAGAACACAUUGUAA